Messenger RNA from Betta splendens (Siamese fighting fish), 3705 nucleotides. Its product is annotated as afadin. Bases 43 to 3657 code for a protein of 1204 amino acids. NCBI's taxonomy places the organism in Eukaryota, Metazoa, Chordata, Actinopteri, Anabantiformes, Osphronemidae. Gene Ontology annotation, cellular component: adherens junction. The transcript has 24 exons. Gene Ontology annotation, biological process: regulation of protein localization; signal transduction. Gene Ontology annotation, molecular function: cell adhesion molecule binding. The record is from RefSeq and is a predicted model, not a curated record.
UGCUCUAUAGCUGGCGAUCAGAUUGUUUGAACAUAAUUCACGAUGAUGCCGGACGAGGAAGAGCGAGAGAAAUUAGCAGAAGUCAUUAGACAGUGGAACAACAACAGACUGGACCUGUUUGAAAUAAGUGAGCCUGAUGAGAACCUGGAGUUCCACGGUGUGAUGCGCUUCUACUUUGAGGACGACGUUGACGGAAACGUGGCCACAAAGUGCCUGCGCGUUUGCAGUACCUCCUCGACCUGCGAGGUCGUCGGGACGCUUGCAGAGAAGUUCAGGCCCGAUAUGAAAAUGCUGUCUACUAGCUAUGCUCUGUAUGAGGUCCAGGCCAGAAAGGAGCGUAAACUAGAGAAGGAUGAGAGGCCUUUGACCGUGCAACUGAACUGGAAGUCCAACAACAGAGAAGGACGCUUUGUGCUCAGAAAAGACAACCAAGGUUUACAGGAAAACCAAGAGAAGGAGAAAGGAGGCAUGAUUCAAAACUUCAGAAGGACACUGUCACGAAAGGAUAAGAAGACAGAGAAAAACAAGACUAAAUCUACAGACAAGGCUGCAGGAGAUGAAAAGCAGUCAAGCGGAAAACCCCCAAACAACACCAGCGAGACAAAACAGCGCUGCACAGAAAACAAAAUGCAAAAGAGGCAGACGUCCCCCGAUCCACUGGGUUUACCGGCAGCCAUUCGAUUCUGUGACAGCGCAGAGGACGCCGUCCUGUCCGCCGUCAUGAGCUACACCAACAGCUCCACGGUGCACUUCAAGCUGUCGCCCGCGUACGCCCUCUACGCCGUCGCACGCUUCGCCCUGCAGCGACGCGGCCGCGGCCCUCAGCCGCCGGCGCACGCCUCAGUGGCCUCGGUCACACACAAAAUGGUGGACAUGGCGAGGAACGUCAUCCAGAAGCAGCGCACCAUCGCCGGGGCUCUCGCCUUCUGGAUGGCCAACGCCUCGGAGCUGCUCAACUUCCUCAAGAACGACAAAGACCUGGGUCCGCUCACGCAGCCGAGCCAGCUGGAGCUGUCCCACCUGGUGCACCAAGCCUACAGUUAUCUGCAACAGUGUCUACAGGGCGAGUUAAUGAAGCACCUGCCAACUUUUCUGAGUGAUCCUGAGCAGCAUGGUGCUCUGCCGGCUGGUUUUGAGCUGGUGCUGAACACCCUGAUGAACUCCAUGGCUCUGCUGCGCCGCUGCCGGGUCAACCCGGCCCUCACCAUCCAGCUCUUCUCCCAGCUCUUCCACUUCAUCAGCGCCUGGCUCUUCAACCAGCUGAUGAGCCCCGAGGCCGGCGCCCCGGGCCUGCGCUCCCACUACUGGGGAGCUGCUCUCCGCCAGAGGCUCGCUGCCAUCGAAGCCUGGGCAGAGAGGCAAGGCCUGGAGCUGGCUGCCGACUGCCACCUGGGACACGUCACGCAGGCAACCACGAUCCUGACCAUGAAUAAGUACUCCAUCCACAACGUGAAGGACAUCCAGAAUGCCUCUUUCAAGCUCAACUCGCUGCAGUUGCACACGCUGCUGUCAAACUAUCUCUAUGCAACCAAUGAGCCUAAAAUACCUCAUGAUGUGAUCACUGCCGUAGUGACAGCUGCGGAAGCGUCAGCGGACAACCUGAUUCGGGGCGAAGGACGGGACAUUCAGCUGGAGGAAAGCCUCGACCUGCACCUGCCCUUCCUGCUGCCAGAGGGAGGGUACUCCUGUGACACCGUCAGAGGCGUCCCUCCAGGGUUCACAGACUUUCUGGAGCCAAUCUGCCAGAAAGGUCUUUGCUCUUUAACUUGCCAACCUAACAAAGGUGACUGGACUGUGUACUUCAGUGAACAAUGUGCGGAGAGGACACGCUUGGCAGCACAUAGUGAGCCAGAGAUUGUGACCUUCACACUAAACAAGCCUCUGAACAGUGGGAUGGGGCUCAGCAUCGUGGCUGCCAAGGGCGCAGGGCAGGGUAACCUUGGUAUUUACAUCAAGUCUAUUGUCAAGGGAGGACCAGCCGAAAUGAAUGGCAGGUUAACAGCUGGGGAUCAGCUGCUCUGUGUGGAUGGUCACAGCCUGAUUGGCCUCAGCCAAGAACGGGCAGCAGCUAUUAUGAUGCAAACCGGCCCCGUAGUGACGUUACAGGUAGCAAAGUUUGGAGCGAGCCACCACGGCCUGGAGGCCCUGCUGAGAGAACCGAGCCCAGUAGGGCCUGCAGGAGACAGACGCAGCGCUGCACCGAAUUAUAAAGCGCUCGUGUCGUGCAGCGUGAUGGAUCCUGGUCCCUGUGAAGGGCUCCAUAAGAACAGCAAGAAGAAAAAGGAUCAGAUGAUGCAGAGAAACCGGCAGCUUUAUCGUUCAGACCCCAACAUCACCAGUAUGCUGGACACACACGCAGACGUUAGCGAGGCGGAUGGAGAUGAACCUGCUCUCCCUGUUGUGAGAGGCAAUAAUGUCGCUGCCGCUUCCAGCAUCAACCUUUGUGCUGAUACAUUUCACAGGGAAUAUAUGACCCUACCGACACCGAAAUCCCAGGACAAGAACAUACCUGGACGGAGUCGACCCCAGCAUGCAUUUAUAUCGCCUUUAAGGCCUGUAGAUGGCCAGAGCAGCAAAAAGACAGCCAUUAUACGUCAGGCGAUGUCUCAGGAAAACUUGUGUAUGGACAGUGGAGGCCCCCUGCUGGACAGAAAGCAGAACACCGGGGAGAAACAGGACUGGAGUGCAAAGCAAACCAUGACCCACUACACAUCUUUUCCAAUUCGGUCUAGUGUCUCCAGCCAUGACAUCCUCAUGGAUGGCACUUCUCCUAAAAAACAGCAGCAAGGGCCACAAACCAGAGGUGCAGGCAUCUGGAGGACCCCCUUUUCACACCACCCGACACCUUCCAUGCAGCCAGUGCGCAUAGACAUGCCUGUAACCAGAGCAGUAAAGACGCAGCUAAACCCGCCCUUGUCCACUUUCCAGGGCUCAUCUAUGGUGGCGGUGAAGAAGGGCCAAUCUCAGGUUCAUCAAAGCCAAGAUAAUCUUUAUGCUUGUCCCAUUUCUGCAAUUAUAAAGCUACCUCAGCCUUUACUUCCAUCUCAGCAGCAAAGAGGCAGCCCGCUCAGGGGUCAAGUAAUCAAACCCCAAAUAAGCCUCAGUCCUGUUAAACACGUGUCCUUUCAAGAACCUCCCAUUCAGCAGAAGAUCUCAAGUCUGGCGAAGCAAAAAGAGCCGCGGCAGCUGUGUGACCCACGGAGAGGGGAGGCUCUGGAGAACCUGGACGAGCAGAGAGAGGUUCAGGCCAAGGCAAAGGCCCCAGUGGAAGAGAAGCAGCGCCUCCACCGACUCAGCCUGGAGUGGCAGUUUGAGAAGAGGCUGCGAGAACUUCAGCAGAGAGGAGAGGACGGGGAGGAAGACGAGGAUUUGGACUUGAUGAUGAGAGUGCUGCAGCUGGAUAGAAGAGUGCAGAACAAGAGGAGCUCUGAAGCAAAUGUCCACUGUGAACUGAAAGAGCUGUCAAAGCAGGUAAUUCACCUGUCCCAGACAGAAGAAUCAACAGAGAGAGAUCAAAGAUCCAAUGGUCUUAUGGGUGAUGUUCAGAAAAUGGCAUCAAACGAACUCCUAGAGGAGCGAAUCAGACGAGCACCAGCUCCUGAGACGCUCACAUUCAGGGAGCGCCAGCGUCUCUUUUCCCUGGCGUCCAGUGCAUAAAUGAAGUUUAAAAUCAAGUAAACGAAGAAUCUCGCGAAGAAAAGUAAU